AUGCAAUCUAUGCACGGUAAAACAGUUCUUAUUACUGGUGGUAAUGCUGGUAUUGGAUAUGAAACAGCUAAAGAUCUUCUUCGACGAGGCGCUCGUGUUAUUAUCGCUUGUCGUAAUAUGGAUAAAGGUCAUCAAGCAUUAAUAAAACUUUGUUUUGAAACUAAAUGUAACGAGAAAAAUAUCCGAUUAAUGGAAUGUGAUUUAUCUUCUUUUGAUUCUGUUCGUAAAUUUGCUAAAUUAUAUAACAGUGAAGAAGAUAGACUUGAUGUAUUGAUUUGUAAUGCUGGUCUUAUUUAUGCACCGAAUAUUUAUAGUAAAGAUGGAUUGAAUUAUGUCAUGCAAACUAAUUAUCUGGGUCAUUUUCUAUUAACAAAUCUUCUUCUGGAUAAAUUAAAAAAAUGCAAACCCAGUCGAAUUAUUAAUGUCUCAUCUAUUGCACAUAAAUAUCCUCGAACGAACGAAGGAUUGACAGCAUUAACAAAUUUUAAAACAGAUGCUCUGUGGGGUUCUUAUUGUCCGUCUAAAGCAUGUCAGAUUUUAUCAUCCUACAAACUUAAACAUGAUCUACUUAAUCAAGGUGUUCAUGUAUUUGCAUUAAAUCCAGGAUGGGUAUGGACUUCUUUUCAAGAUCCAUUACGCCCAGCAGUUGGUAUAUGGCUCUUUCCUAUUGUUUAUCCAUUACUACGUAUUCUUAAAUUUAUUUUUGCUAAAACACCGUAUGUAGGUGCUCGUACAACUGUCUAUUGUGCUGUUGAACCAUCAUUAGAACAAUCCAGUGAUUUGUAUUAUGAGAACUGUGCACCUGCUAAACCUAUUCCAUUAUGUACAGAUGAAAAAUCGGCCGAAUAUUUAUGGAAAAUAAGUUGUGAAACAGUUGGAUUGUAG
This is a messenger RNA of Rotaria sp. Silwood1, 885 nucleotides long. Lineage: Eukaryota; Metazoa; Rotifera; Eurotatoria; Philodinida; Philodinidae. The record is from the annotation of a GenBank genome assembly.